AUGGAGGCAAGCAGAAGCAAGCAACUCGCUCCCACUGGGUCACUAGUGACUCGUAUCAAGGGUCAGCGGAUCGUCCCCAGCGCCUCCAAACCGCGUAACACGUUCUACCUCAAUCUGGAAGAAGCUCUUGACACCCGCCGCGAGUCUCACAUUCUCUACUCGAUUGUGGAAAACAAUUGGCAGAACACAAACAUUGUCAACUUCAGUAGCAAUGACCUCCUGUCAUUCAAUGACACACCGGAAUUCCGUGAGGAGUUCCUGGCCGAGCUCAGCAGACACCCCAACUUUCGCCCUGGCGCAGGGGGGCCACGGCUCAUGGACGGCAAUUACCCCUACCUUGAGCAAACCGAGGGUGAGAUCGCAGUGUUUCACGGCUACGAGGCUGGGUUAAUUGUCAACUCUGGCUAUGAUGCCAAUAUUGCCAUCUGGAACUCUUUGCCUCGUUCUGGAGACGUCCUUGUGUAUGAUGAGCUCGUGCACUGCAGCACCUACGAUGGGAUGAGCCAAAGCCUCGCCGCGCAAAAAGUCGAGUUUCGACAUAAUGACCCCGAGUCGUUUCGCGAGGUGCUUCUCUCUAUUACGGAGACCCAGCCUCAGAUCAAACAAGGCAGGAGAUGCAUUCUUGUCGCGGUCGAAUCUACUUACAGCAUGACCGGUGAUGUUUGCCCACUGCGAGAGCUCGUCCAAGUGGCCCACGAGGUUUUUCCAGGCAAGCAAGGCAACGUUCAAUUCAUCGUUGAUGAGGCGCACAGCACUGGUAUGAUGGGGCCCAACGGCUCUGGUCUCGUGUGCUACCUCGGGCUGGAGAAAGAAGUGGCAGUGGUGAUGCAUUCAUUUGCUAAGGCUCUGGGAUCGGUCGGAGCGAUCAUUGUGGGCAACAAAUCAGUGGUGUCUGCCGUGAUUAAUUUUUCCAAUAUCUUCAUUUAUACUACAUCUCCCACAUUCCCGACGAUUGCUACGAUCAAGGCCGGCUACACCUUGCUGGCCAGCGAGAAAGGCGAGCAGGCUCGUCAGCACGUUCAAGACCUUGCCCAGACGUUUUGGGAGUACCUCACGACACAUCCCGACUGGGAGAAUGCGCGAUCCCGGGGGCUCCUCUCUAUACCCCUGGCGAAAGACUGGGAGGACAGACCAUUCCUAGUCCACAUUGCAGCCGUGCAUACGCGCAUUCAGUAUAUAUACUGGCUAUAUUUCCACUUGAUCUUCUCGUCUUACUGCACCUUUCCGGUGGAGUACCCUGUGGUGCCGCUCAAUCAGAGCAGACUAAGAGUAACAUUCCACCCGUGCAACACCCAUGAGCAGGUACGCGGGCUGGUGGAGGCCAUGUUUGAUUGGGUGCGUGAAAUGAUUGAGAUUGAGGAGGAGAGGUCCGCCCAAAAGAUAUCAUGGGCGGCAAAGAAGGUGUACGAAUGGAUGGAGGAGGAGGGAUUAACAGGAUUCGGGUACAAUCAACACUAG
This is a messenger RNA of Clonostachys rhizophaga, 1458 nucleotides long. NCBI's taxonomy places the organism in Eukaryota, Fungi, Ascomycota, Sordariomycetes, Hypocreales, Bionectriaceae. The record is from the annotation of a GenBank genome assembly.